This is a messenger RNA of Diorhabda carinulata, 1471 nucleotides long. RefSeq names its product serine/threonine-protein phosphatase 2A regulatory subunit B'' subunit gamma-like. The transcript has 3 exons. Gene Ontology annotation, biological process: B cell homeostasis; cortical cytoskeleton organization; positive regulation of B cell differentiation. The record is from RefSeq and is a predicted model, not a curated record. Bases 78 to 1391 code for a protein of 437 amino acids. Lineage: Eukaryota; Metazoa; Arthropoda; Insecta; Coleoptera; Chrysomelidae. Gene Ontology annotation, cellular component: spindle; centrosome.
AUAGAUAAAUUGAAAGGUACUCAAUGACAAGCUUGUAAACAAACAUUAUUUGAAAUUUUAAUGUAGAAAUUGUAAAAAUGGAUUUAAAAGAUAUUUUAAAACAAAAAAUAAAACGACUAGAAGAUACUAAAGAAACGGAAAAAGAAACUGAUCAAAUCGAAAGCCAUUACUUCACAAAAUAUUUAGGGGAAUGGUGUAAAAAAGAUCCUGCAAUCGAAAAAGGAAUUCCCAAGUUUUAUAAUAAAAUUCCUAAAGAAAAUGAGCCGCUUCGAUCUAAAUUACGAGAAGAAAGUAGGUCAAAUUUACUGAAAAGAAAGAAUUUACAACUGUUGAGCAAUGAUGAAUUAAAAGAAUUAUGGGGACUUUUAGAUCAGAAUCAAAGUAACCCAGAAGAACAAUUAAUAAAUUAUACAGAUUUCCAGAAAGUGGCAAGUCUAGCUGGGCCUAAAGUGAAACCUUACUUAACAUCAAUGGUAUUUGGCAAAUUACAGCAGGGUGAUGUUCAAGGAAGAGUUUCUACAAUGUCUUUAUUUAACUAUGUUAUGAGAAAAGUAUGGUUAGACCAAACAAGAAUAGGAUUGUCUUUGUAUGAUGGUACCGGUCAAGGCUACCUCACAGAAUCAGAAUUGGAAAACUACAUAACAGAAUUAUUGCCAACCCUUCCGCAAUUAGAAGGAUUAGAGAAGUCCUUUCACAGUUUUUAUGUUUGUACAGCAGUUAGAAAAUUUUUAUUUUUUCUCGAUGUGCUUAGAGCUGGCAGAGUGCGAAUUUUAGAUAUUCUAGCUUGCUCGUUUCUUGAUGAUUUAUUAGAACUUCGAGAUGAAGAUUUAAGUAAAGAAUUGCAAGAGCAGAAUUGGUUUAGUGCUCCUUCAGCUUUUAGAGUAUAUGGACAUUAUUUGAAUUUAGACAGAGAUCAGAACGGCAUGUUGAGCAAAUCAGAAUUAUCUGGGUAUGGAUCAGGAACUCUUACUGAACCAUUUUUAGAUAGGGUAUUUCAGACUUGUCUAACAUAUGCGGGCGAAAUGGAUUAUAAAACGUAUUUAGAUUUGGUGCUUGCCUUAGAAAAUAGAAGCGAACCGCAGGCACUGGCAUAUUUGUUUAGGAUAUUAGAUAUUAAGAACUGUGGAUAUCUCGAUGCCUUUACUUUGAAUUACUUUUUCAGAGCUAUACAAGAUCAGAUGAAGGCCCAUGGAGCAAUUCCUGUAUCUUUUCAAUACGUCAAAGAUGAAUUGUUCGAUAUGGUUCGGCCGAAAGAUCCUGAGAAAAUAACUUUAUCAGAUCUCUUGGCGUGUGGACAAGGGGAAACUUUCGUUAGUAUUAUAAUAGAAUUUCACGGAUUUUGGGCUUAUGAAAAUCGAGAAGCAGUUUCGUCUGAACCGUCACAGGAUUAACAUGUUUCUGGAAUAUUUUAUUUUAGGUUAUGGUUUCGUUUUACCUAUUAAAAAUAAUAAAAAAAUAAUUUUCUAAAAAA